This is a messenger RNA of Leopardus geoffroyi (Geoffroy's cat), 2438 nucleotides long. It is a transcript of the gene HTR1F, whose product is annotated as 5-hydroxytryptamine receptor 1F. Gene Ontology annotation, biological process: G protein-coupled receptor signaling pathway, coupled to cyclic nucleotide second messenger; chemical synaptic transmission. The transcript has a single exon. Gene Ontology annotation, molecular function: G protein-coupled serotonin receptor activity; neurotransmitter receptor activity. The record is from RefSeq and is a predicted model, not a curated record. Gene Ontology annotation, cellular component: dendrite; plasma membrane. Lineage: Eukaryota; Metazoa; Chordata; Mammalia; Carnivora; Felidae. The coding region runs from base 57 to 1157 and encodes 366 amino acids.
UCCCUUGUUACAGGUAUCCAUUUUUGCAGCUAUAUUAAUCUUUUAAAACAAACAAAAUGGAUUCCUUAAACUCAUCUGACCAAAACUUGACUUCAGAAGAACUAUUAAACAGAAUGCCGUCUAAAAUUCUGGUGUCCCUCACUCUCUCCGGGCUGGCACUGAUGACAACAACCAUCAACUCCCUUGUGAUUGCUGCAAUUAUUGUCACCCGGAAGCUGCACCACCCAGCCAACUAUUUAAUUUGCUCCCUUGCCGUCACAGAUUUUCUUGUAGCUGUCCUGGUGAUGCCUUUCAGCAUCGUGUACAUUGUGAGAGAGAGCUGGAUUAUGGGGCAGGUGGUCUGUGACAUCUGGCUGAGCGUUGACAUUACGUGCUGCACGUGCUCCAUCUUGCAUCUCUCUGCUAUAGCUCUGGAUCGGUAUCGGGCAAUCACAGAUGCUGUGGAGUACUCCAGGAAAAGGACUCCCAAGCAUGCUGGCAUUACGAUUACAAUAGUUUGGAUUAUAUCUAUUUUUAUCUCUAUGCCUCCUUUAUUCUGGAGGCACCAAGGAACUAGCCGCGAUGAUGAGUGCAUCAUCAAACACGACCACAUCGUCUCGACUAUUUACUCAACAUUCGGAGCCUUCUACAUCCCAUUAACAUUGAUUUUGAUCCUCUACUACAAAAUAUAUAAAGCAGCGAAAAUGUUAUACCACAAGAGACAAGCAAGUAGGAUUGCCAAGGAGGAGGUGAAUGGCCAAGUCCUUUUGGGGAGUAGUGAGAAAAGCACCAGACUAGUCUCCACACCCUACAUGCUAGAAAAAUCUUUAUCUGAUCCAUCAACAGACUUUGAUAAAAUUCACAGCACAGUGAAAAGCUCCAGGUCUGAUUUCAAGCAUGAGAAAUCUUGGAGAAGGCAAAAGAUCUCAGGCACAAGAGAACGCAAAGCAGCCACUACGCUGGGGUUAAUCUUGGGUGCAUUUGUAAUAUGUUGGCUUCCUUUCUUUGUAAAAGAAUUGGUUGUGAAUGUCUGUGAAAAGUGUAAAAUUUCUGAAGAAAUGUCAAAUUUUUUGACAUGGCUCGGAUAUCUCAACUCCCUUAUAAAUCCACUGAUUUAUACAAUCUUUAAUGAAGACUUCAAGAAAGCCUUCCAAAAACUUGUACGAUGUCGAUGUUAGUUUAAAGAAAGUUUAUCAUUAGAAGGUUGGGGAUUUCUUGAAGUGAAGUAACUACAUGAAUGAUGAAUAACAAAACAGUUAAACUUUUAGAGGAAAUACAUUAAAACUGCUAAACUUAUAAGAAUAUAAUUUAUAUUUUAAUAGCAACAUGAACAUAAACUUCUUGAGUAAAAGAUGUUUCUUUUGACCAUCAUUCUAGAGUAUUCAAAAUGCCAAGAAAAUUUACUGCUUAUAAACAACAUUUUGCCUAUGCAAUGUCCCUAACAGGCUAACUGAAAAUACGUAUUAGAGUAAUUUUUAUUAAUAACAGUGAUUUUCCAGGUUUAUGGCUUACGACAAUUACAGAAGAGUGUUCAAUUAACCACAUCAGUAAUUUCUAUAUAAUGCUAUGGUUUUGUUAUAAAAUUCUGCCAUUUUAGAGAAAAGAAAAUUCACCACAAUGCACCCAUUUCUCCUACCUAACCACUCUUGUGCCACCUUCACCUUAUCCUGGGAAAAAUGGGAGGAGGAAGCAGCCAACAAUGAUUCCUAAUAUGACUGGAGAAAAUGUCAGCCAGGAGAUUGAUAUGAUCUUUGCAUUUAGAUAGUAAAGAGUAAUCAUAAAGUGAGUUGGGCAUUGUAAAAUAAUUCUGAAUGCUGAACUUGUGCAUAUUUAACAUUUUCUUUUUGUUCAAUAUGAAUUCCUAGAAAGAUAUUUUCUUAACCAUGUAUUCUCAAUAUUUGAAAUCAAAACCUUACCCUAGUAACAGUAACUCAGGAGAGGGUUCAGGGGAGGUGUUCUAAUUGCCCCCAUGUUGAUUUAGGACUCAAAUUUAAGGCACUAAGUACCCUAGGUUACUCACCAUAGUUAUUGUAUUCCUAAUGCCUUUUUUGAAAUCUAAACUAAACGUCAUUUCUGUUAAUGUUAGCAAGCUCAUUUGCUCACUAAAAUGUCAGUGGUAUUUUGCACUUCAGCAGUUCCAUAUCUUCAAUUUACACAUUAUGUCCCUUUUGUUAGAGAGAAUGUGAUAGGAAUUCUUAGAACUUUCCACUGACUUUAAAAACAUCUCUGGUUUUUCAACUGGUAGAAAUCAACAGGUAAAAAGAUUCAUAUUAUGCUAAUUAUAAAUAUAUUAUAUUUUUUAUAUAUCUCCCAGUCACUUCACUAGUUCAGUAAGCCAAAGCAAUUCCAUUAAGUUUCUCUUCCUGAUUUAUAGACGGAUUUUUUUUUCAAAAUUUUUUUUAACGUUUAUUUUAUUUUUGAGACAGAGAGAGACAGAGCAUGAGCGGGGGAGGGGCAGA